Molecule: messenger RNA, 14058 nt
Organism: Antechinus flavipes (yellow-footed antechinus)
Lineage: Eukaryota; Metazoa; Chordata; Mammalia; Dasyuromorphia; Dasyuridae
Gene: DNAH14
Product: dynein axonemal heavy chain 14
Exons: 85
Coding region: 143-13909 (4588 amino acids)
Biological process (GO): microtubule-based movement
Cellular component (GO): dynein complex
Molecular function (GO): minus-end-directed microtubule motor activity; ATP binding; ATP hydrolysis activity
Source: RefSeq, a predicted model, not a curated record
GCUUUCAACUCUGGCUGUUGGCAGAGGUUGGGGACCAAGGUUAACGAAGGUCGGCCUCGCUGAUUUCUCAUUGCCUUGGUUGGUUCAGAAGUCAAAGUAUUUGAAUUGUGAUUCUUGAAACAGGAGUAAAGAUACUUAAGUCAUGGAUAUGAAGGAAAAUGUGCUUAGAAGAAGGGUUUCUUCUCAACUUCACCCUAGACAAAGGGAUUUAGAUGUCUUGCAGCAUAUAAUCAAAAACAGGAGUUCAUUUAUGCAACAAUAUGAUAAAAGUGACCAACCAAAUCCUCCACAGAAUUCUUUUAGAAACGUUUCAGAUAUGUAUGAAAGACUGAGGAGGAAAAAAUAUGAGAAGAUGGAAACCAAGCCAAGACUAAGCUCACGGAAACUUGAAAAUAGAAAAGCUCAAAAUAAGAUAACCUUUGAUGACAAUCAAUCUACUUCAGCUACAGAAACAGAUAGAGCACAAGAACACAUGGCUUUAAUUUCUCCUAGCAUUUUAUCAUAUGAAGAACAACUUUCAGAUUUUGAGAAGAAGGAAAAAAUAAAAGAAGACAGGAAGAAAGUACUUGAUUAUCUGAAGAAAGAUUUUGCAAACCGCAUUCUAUAUGAUCCAACAAUACCAAAGGAUGAUAAUCUUGUAAGAAAUAUUUUAAGACUAAGAGAGAAGCUGAAAUGGAAAACUGAAUUUACAACACGUGGGUUUGCAAUUAAAAAAACUAAAGAUGUUCGUCUGAAGACUCCAUUUAUGGAUUCAUUAGAAAUAAAAGAUGAUGGAGAAUAUGUAUAUGGCCUUCUCAGAAAUAGAAAUGAAUACAGAGCUCUCUAUAAUCCAUAUGAUAUUCAAGUGGUUUCUGCAAAUGACGCAAGAACCCUCCAAGAAUUUUGGAUUAUUACAGCUUCAUUUAUCUCAAAGGUUACUCGAAUUGGUAAGAACGAAGAAAUAGAAAUGAUACCUGUCAUGGAAUGGCUUGAGGAAAGAAAUCACUUCAUUGCAUUUCGUAAAAUUGACUUCUUUUUCAUGUUCCGAUUGAUGUUGUACAAGCAACUUUUUUGGGCCGAUAAAUUAUUUCAAAGAUGUUUGCUUCAAAUACGGAACAUUUGUGAAAAUGCAAGUAACCUCACAAGAGGCAGGCUCUUUGAAGAUAAUCCUGCUGCUAUUCUUCUGAUAAAGCUGGACCGAUUUCAUACAUACUCUCUGGAUGAGUUUUGUGAGGACCAGUUACGGCAGACUGGUGAAGCACUAAAACAACUAGAGGAACUUAAGGGAAAAAUCGUUGUACUGAUUAAAAGUACAUUUUUAGAGGCUGCAGAAAAUAAUGGAAUAAAAAGUUAUUUUGAGAAGGAACCACUUGAAAACAAGAUAGAACAUAUAAAGGCACCUACACACCGCCGUAUGAUAGAAAAAUUUUCAAGAUUUCUUAAAUUAGUUGACUACUUAUUCCAAGAACUCAUCCGACAGCUGGUGCAGACUUCAGUCAAACUAUUUUUGGAUUUACUUAGUAAAUCUAGCAGAGUGGGAUGUUCAGCAGAAAAACGAAAUAAAGACCUCAUACAGGCAACAAGGGAGAGCGUGUUGUUCAAAGUGCCAGAAAAUAUGAAUGAUGAUGAAGAAAAUUGUAAGACAGAAAUUGAUAUCAGUAUUUCACAAGAUGAUGUUAUAAAGAAUUUCAGUUUGAGACAAGAGUCAAAGAAGCAAAGCGAGGCAGUAUUUGAAGUACAAGUAUAUUUGACAACUCCUCAAAAAUCUUUUCAUGAGAAGCAUGAGUCACUUGAGAAAAAAGAAUCUUUGGAUGAAAUUAAAUCAGAUGAUCCAUCCAACAUACCCACCAAUAAGGAAGUUGAAUUAUCUCCCAAAGUUCCAGGACUAAAAUCUAUAUUACGAAACAAAGAUGAAGGAAAUAUUGCUGAAGAAACAUCUACAACAGACAAAGAAGAUGGUCACUCAAUCAGGCUCACAGACGUUCCAGAAUUCCAUGCAAAUCUCUUUCUAACUCCCAACAGAUUGGAAUUCUCUAACAAAAUUCAGGAAGUGAUAAAUAAUUUUGAAAAAACUCGUUUCAUUCCUUUCAGUCAAGAUCAGCGUCUGUUUAUCUUUGUCUUUAAUCCUAUGACUAUGGAAGUACCUAGUGAACAAGAAUUGAAGAGACAAAAAAGGCUGAUAAGAUGGCCAGAUCACUCUGUCCUAUUUGAAAUGGAUCCUCUUUAUCAAAAAAAUAUUGUAAACCUUCUGACCAUUGUUGGUAAUUCAAUGGCACGAGUUGAACGUUAUAGCCACCAAUUUCUUCAGUUUUGUACCAUGGUAGAACAAGCAAAGAAAAUGGCAUAUAAAAUAUCAAAAAUACAAGAACAUUUAACCUCAAAUGACUUUAGAGAUAUUUUGGAUGUAUACACAGACUAUUUUAGAGAUGUUGUUUAUAUGCCUAUUGAGAAACGCAUUGAAAUUAUCAAAGUUGUGAGUCUCGAAUAUCAAUCAAGUUGCUUACCAUAUGUUCAAGACGUCAUUAAAAUGAGUCAUGCAUUGUUGGAGACCAUUAUUCAAAAAAAGAAUACAAGCCUCUUUGAAAUUAUCCAGUCAUCAUUAUUAAAGCUUAGCAGUGAACUCACAGGUGUGGAAGAAUUUGUGGAACACUUGACGUUCUUAGAUUAUAUUUCAUCAAAAAUGCCUUCACUAGAUAGAGAAUAUUAUAUUAUCUCCCAAAUGUAUUCAGUCACAAAACGCUACAACGUCACUAUUUCACCAGAACAAGUUGCAUUGCUUCAUGUUCUUCUUUUCAAAUAUAAGCAACUUAAAAUAACUUUUAAAUUUCAUGAAUCAAAUAAGGAUAAUGCUAUUAUUAGAUUCAAGACAAAUUUGGAUGGGUAUAUGUUCAAUUUGAAGAAUGAAAUUAGAGACCUGAAGAUCAAGGUAAAAAAUCCUGUUCUUGUACAUCCUGCUACUCGGCCAGCAACUGCUUUGGAAAUUAUUGAGAACCUCUCAGAAGAAACUUCAGUUCUAUCCAAUAAAGCUCAGACUUACUCAAAUUAUCAGGAUUAUUUUGAGAGUUCUACUUCAAUGAGAAUGGUAGCUUUAGAGAGGAAUAUUGCAAACACUGUGAUGUCAGAAAUCUCAGAAAUUGAAUGUGAUUUAACUUUGAGGAAAAUUUUAUGGGAAGCACAAGUGGAAUGGGCAAAUCUGUCUCCUGUGUGGAAGCAAAGCAUUUUUGGGACUAUUAAUGUAGAUUUAAUCCAGAAGAGUGUUACAAGAUGGAUGCAUAUGAUUUAUAUGUUGGAUAAAGGCAUACCAAAAAAUUCUAUGAUAAAAUCUCUUAAGCAAUCAGUAUUGAAUUUUAAACAAAGCUUGCCUACCAUCGUGGCUUUGGUAAAUCCUUGUCUUAAACAUCGGCAUUGGGAUGCAAUACAGGCAAUUAUUGGGGAGGAGUUUAUUUUGGAUAAACAAUGCACAGUACAACAACUAAUAGACCUUGAGUUGUAUCAACAUGAAGAAAGAAUCAUUGAAAUAUCAACAGUGGCAACAAAUGAAGCUGCUCUGGAAAAAAUGCUGUUGAAGAUUAUUGAGCUUUGGGGCCAUACUCCUAUACGUUUGACUGUCCAUCAAACAGAAGCUUCUGAGAUCCUUAUUAUUUCAUCUCUGGAUGAUGUAUUAGCUCAAUUAGAGGAAUCUCAAGUUAUAAUUUCAACAAUUAAAGCAUCUCCCUAUCUUGGAGCAAUGAAGGCUCUUGCAGAUGAUUGGCAUCAGAAAUUGGAUCUCUUCUCUCACACUUUGGAUGACUGGAUGACAUGUCAGAGAAACUGGCUUUAUCUUGAACCCAUUUUUUUUGCUCCUGAAAUACAAAGACAGCUUUCAAAAGAAGCAAAGCUUUUUGCUAAAGUGACUUCUAUGUGGAAAGAAAUAACGUCAAAAGUAAACAAUAAACCUGAUGCUUUGAGAAGAGUCAUAUCAGUAGAAGUCAUUGAAAUGUUGCAAAGUAGCUCUCUGUAUCUUGAAAAAAUAAAGAAAAGUCUUGAGGAAUAUCUUGAAGUGAAGAGAAUGAUUUUCCCAAGAUUUUACUUUCUCAGUAAUGCUGAACUCAUUGAAAUUCUGUCUGAAAGCAAAAAUCCUGAAGCUAUCCAGCCUCAUCUUAUGAAAUGUUUUGAGAAUAUAAGACAUUUGUUUAUAUGGAGAAAAGAAUCGGGUCCUCCUCUGGUCACAUUGCUCAUAUCAGCGGAAGGUGAAACACUACUUCUGCCAAAGAAAGUUCAUGUAAAAACUUUUGUAGAACAAUGGUUGGUAGAUGUGGAGAAGAGCAUGUUUGAUACAGUAAAAAUGUUUAUAAAUAAAGGAGUUGAUGAAUGGGAUGAGAGAAAUUUUAGAAAAUGGAUAAAAUCUCAUCCAGGACAAGUGGUACUUCUUGUGAGCCAAAUAAUAUUUACUAAGAACUGCACCGAAAGUUUUAAGAGUCCUAAACCAGGCUUGAAAUUGAAAGAAGUGCUUGAGAAAUUGAAAAGCUCCCUGGAACAGCUUGCAGACCUCGUAGUGUGUGAUACUCUUCAUUUUCGAGUAAAAACUACCCUAGAGGCAUUGCUUACCAUUUAUGUUCACUGCAGAGAUGUAUUGACAGAUUUGAUAGACCACAGUAUCUAUGAUGAAUAUGAUUUUGAAUGGACAAGGCAACUGCGUUAUAAAUGGGAUGGUAAGCAGAAGACAUGCUUUGUAUUACAAGGACAUGCAACCUUUACUUAUGGCUUUGAGUACUUGGGCUGCACCUCUCGAUUGGUUAUUACACCUCUUACAGCACGAUGCAUGUUAACUCUCUCCAGUGCACUUCACUUGAAUCUUGGAGGUUGCCCUGCUGGUCCAGCAGGCACAGGGAAAACAGAGACUGUCAAGGACCUCGCAAAAGCCUUAGGCAAGCAUUGUGUGGUCUUCAAUUGUUUUGAAGAUUUGGAUUAUAAGAUGAUGGGGAAAUUCUUCUUUGGAAUAGUUCAAUCUGGAGCAUGGUGUUGUUUUGAUGAGUUCAAUCGAAUUGACAUGGAAGUACUCUCUGUCAUUGCCUCCCAGAUGCAAACAAUUAAGGCAGCUAAAGAUAAUAAUUCUGAAAGGUUUUUACUAGAAGGAAAAGAUAUUCCAAUCAACCUCUCCUGUGCAAUCUUUGUCACUUUGAAUCCUGGAUACAAAGGACGUGUGGAACUCCCAGAUAAUUUAAAAGCUCUGUUUCGUCCAGUGGUGAUGAUGCUACCCCAUUAUCAACUGAUUGCUGAAAUUAUGCUGUUUGCAGCAGGUUUCAAAUCUGCCAAACCACUGUCAGCCAAACUCAUUAACCUUUAUGAACUAGCUAGCAAGCAACUUUCAUACCAGGAUCAUUAUGACUUUGGCAUGAGAGCUAUAAAGACAGUGCUAAUUAUGGCUGGUCAAAAGAAACAGGAGUACAGAAUGAACACUAAGGGAGAUCUUUCUGAAAAUGAAGAAGUUAUGGUCAUUAUAUGGGCAGUGAGAGAAGCUAGUUUACCCAAGUUUCUUCCUGAAGAUACUCCACUUUUUGAAAGCAUUCUGGGAGAUAUAUUCCCCAAAACUGAAGUUCCAGAUGUGAAGAAUCCUUUCUUGGAGGACGCAAUAGACAGGGUGACCGAGCAACUAGGUUUACAACCUUGGCCAUCUCAGAAAAAAAAGGUUACAGAGUUUUAUAAUCAAGUCCAGGCUUCUAUUGGUGUGAUGUUAGUAGGUCCAACAGGAGGAGGGAAGACUACAGUAAGAAAAAUUUUAGAAAAUGCUUUGAUUGUUUUACCUACUUUAAGCACAUUUGCAACUGAAGAACAGGAAAAGACUCCACAGGUGACGGGAAAAAGUGGGAAAGUAGAGAUUUUCACUUUAAAUCCAAAAUGUAUUACUCUUGGUGAACUCUAUGGUCAAAUGGGUACGGACAACGUGGAAUGGAUUGAUGGAUUAUUGUCAUCAUCAGUGAGAAAAUUUGUAAAUUAUGGCACUAAAAAGAAAACAAAGAGGGAGUUAGAGCUUGAAGGAAAUUUACACAUUUCGGAUUUCCCUAAUAUGUUCAUACUUGAUCCUAAUGACAAAGCAGAGUUAAUACAACAUGAAGGUGAGGAUGAGGAGGAAAUGGAGAAAGAUGUUCAAUCCCCAAAUCGUUAUCUAAAAAUUACAGAUUGGCAGUGGAUAGUGUUUGAUGGUCCAGUUGACACCGUAUGGAUAGAAAACCUAAACACUGUGCUAGAUGAUAACAAAACUUUGUGCCUUGCUAACAGUGAAAGAAUCAUUUUAACUGAUAGCAUAAGAAUGAUUUUUGAAGUGGAUAAUCUCUCUCAGGCCAGUCCUGCUACAAUCACUCGAUGUGCAAUGGUCUAUUUGGAUCCUGCUGAUCUAGGAUGGCAGCCAUUUGUUAAAACAUGGCUUAUAAAAGUUUCAUCAUUUCUUCCACAAACAGCAUUAGAUCAUCUUGAACAAAUGUUUAAAAAAAGUGUGGAAGAAGGUCUAUUAUUUUUAAGGAAGAAUAAUAAUAUGCAGCCAUUCUCUGUACUUGAAAUACCAAUUUUAACAAAUCUCUGCAGGAUUCUUGAUGUUUUUUUUGAUUUCAUGAAAAAUAAUGGAGUUUUUGGUAAAUCUAUUGAUCCAACUCUAAUAUCAAAAAUAAGCCCAAAAAAUAGAUUUGGUGUUAGAGUCAGGCCGCGAGACAUUGAAAAAUUGAAAAGAACCAUUCUCACUGACCAAGAAAGGGGAUCGAAGUGGUUUCUUCAGAGAAAUCCUGAAAAUUUAUGUCUAAUGCUUGAUAAGCUUUUUGUGUUUGCAUUUACUUGGUCAUUUGGAGGAAUUUUGAAACGUGAAGAUGAACAUGAAGAUGAUAUCUUGUUUGGCUCAGGGCAUGGAUUUGCGGCUCUCCGGAAAAUAACCUAUGACUUCGACAACCUUGUUCAUGAAUUGUUUGGAGGAGAUCCACCAUAUGGUAUCCGCUUGCCAACAGGAGAACGUACAAUCUUUGCUUAUUUUGUGGAUUUUCAGAAUUGUGAUUUCAUACCUUGGUCAAAUUUAAUUCCUAAUUCAGAAAGUUUAAUUCACGGAUCUUCAUACGGAAGUGGUUUUCAAGCAUCCAUGGAUAUAAUCAAGCAGAAUUACAUAGAGUUUAAUCAUCACUUUGCUACUAGAGAUUCAGUAUCUUACUCCUUUUUGAUGACUCUUUUUUUAAAGAACAAAUAUCCUGUACUAAUUGCAGGAGAGUCUGGCGUUGGGAAGUCUGCUGUCAUUAACCAAAUGCUUGAUAGACUUCAGGGCUCAGGGGAAUUACAGAUAAAAUAUGGAACUAUUUUAGGAGAAGUUUUUUUCCUACAAGACAAUCUCUCCUUGUUAAUUUCAGACAGCUUUAAGACACCAAGAGAUUUAGCUUUCCUGGGAGAAGAUCAUCACUGGAUUAAAGAUGAAGAAAGUGAAGAAAUGCAUGCUAAACUUGAAAAAUACAUUAUUGUAUCCUCAAUAAAAUUUAGUGCCAAUACAACUGCUGCCAAAACCCAGGAGUUGAUUCUUAAGAAAUUGAUACGAAAAGCUAAAAACGUUUAUGGAGCACCACAAAAUAGCCAGGCGAUAGUAUUUAUUGACGAUCUGAAUUCACCAGUGCCAGAAAAGUAUGGAGCACAACCACCCCUGGAAUUGAUCAGACAAUUUUUAGAUUUAGGAGGAUUUUAUAAUACUGAACAACUUCAAUGGAAGGAUGUUGAAGAUGUCUCUCUAGUUGCAGCUUGUGGUAUUCCACCUGGUGGGAAAAGUGAUCUCAGUCCACGUCUCAUCAAACAUUUUUUCACACUAGUAAUGCCUCAUCCUCCACAAUUUGCCUUAUAUACUAUUCUUCAGGUUCAUCUGGGAAUCCACAUGCAUAGCAAUGCCUUCCUCUCUGAUGUUCAGAAGUGCAAGCAACAACUGGCAGAACUCUCCCUCUCUAUAUACUAUCAUGUAUGUCACAACCUGUUACCGACCCCAGCUAAGUGUCACUACAUAUUUAGUCUUCGAGAUCUAUUUAAGCUACUCAGUGGAUUAUUACAAGCUAACAAGUCAGUUAUUGUGUCUAAAGAAACUCUUGCCUUGUUCUUUAUACAUGAAGCAACUCGAGUAUUUCAUGAUCGCUUAAUUAAUUCUGAGGAAAGAAUAUAUUUUUUCCAGCUUCUUUCAACUGAAUUAGAAAUCUAUUUUGAGCUUGUAUGGCACAGAGACAAAAUAAUGGAUGAUUUACCUAUUUUUGUGGAUUUUUUGGAUGUAAACAAACCUCACAAAAGAAGGAUCUAUCAGAACUGUAAUAACUACAAAAAACUUGCAGACGUACUUUCUGAAUUCCAGUUAUCAUUGGGCUCAAGUGGUUUUGAGCUUUCAAAUUCAAUGGUGUUCUUCAAGGAAGCCACAGAACAUGUUUGCAGAGCUUCAAGAAUUCUUCGACAAUCAGGGAGCCACAUGUUGUUGAUUGGAAUAGAAGGAUGUGGAAAAGAAACAUGUGCCACUGUUGCCUCUUAUUUGGGAGAGUGUAAACUCAACAGAUUAGCUACAGCUCGUACUUAUGGUCACCUGGAAUUCAGAGAAGACUUAAAACAAGUCUUUCUACAAACAGGAUUAGAAGGAAGACCUACAGUUUUGCUUAUCAUUGAUCUACAUCUAACUCAGGAGUCUGUUUUAGAAGAUUUGAACUGCGUUCUCAAUUCAGGAACUAUGCCUGAUUUAUUUGAAUAUGAAGAAUUGGAUAAUAUAGCAUCAGGUCUUAGAAAUCUUGCUGAAGAAGUCAGUACUGAUGACAGCCAACAAGCUUUGCUCCUGUAUUUCCAAAAGAGAAUUGCAAGAAAUCUUCAUAUUUUUAUGACUGUAAGUCCUGCAGGACCCAAUUUCCGCCAGCGUUGUCGUAGAUACCCAGCCUUGAUUACGUGCAGCACAGUUGACUGGUAUGAGAGGUGGCCCGAUGAAGCUCUUUUUACUGUAGCAAUGUCUCAUUUAAAGCAAAAACAUGGCCUGGAGAUCAAAGAGGAAUUAACACCCAAACUCUCUGACACAUGUGUUCAAUUCCACAGUACUAUUAUUAAUAUGAAUAUCAGAUUUUGGAAGGAAACUAAAAGACAUUAUUAUAUCACUCCAAGUAGCUAUCUGCAUUUUAUAGGUACCUUUACACACAUCUUGAAAUCAAGGAAAAGGAAAAUGAUGGUAAAAAGGGAACGUUUUAGUAAUGGCCUUGCAAAGAUUCUGGAAGCAUCACUGCUAGUUUCGAAAAUGCAUGAAGAGCUUGUCAUCCUCGGUCCUCAAAUAGAAAAAAAAACUAAGGAAACAGAUAUCCUCAUGAAAAAAUUAAAGAAAGAUUCAGAAGUUGUGCAGCAAGUACAGGCCCUUGUAAAAGAAGAUGAAGAAUUGAUGACUCAGGAAGUAAUAAUUGUACAAGAAUAUGCUGAGAAAACACAAGAAGAACUAAACAGGGUGAUACCAGCUUUUGAAGAGGCAGUAAUGGCUCUGAAUGCCCUCGAUAAAAGUGACAUAUCUGAAAUAAGAGUGUACACACAUCCGCCCUAUCUCGUACUGACUGUCAUGAAUGCAGUCUGUGUCCUCCUGGAAGAGGAACCCAAUUGGGCAACCGCAAAACGACUCCUUGCACAUCCUAGAUUCCUAAAAACGUUGAUUACCAUGGAUAAGGAUACUAUAUCCGAAAAGGCAUUUACAAAACUAAAAAGUUAUUUAAAUUUACCUGAUUUCACUCCAAGAAAGAUUGCUCAAGUGUCUGUUGCCUGUUGUUCCAUGUGCCAGUGGGUGAUAGCUUUAAAUAAUUACCAUCAAGUACGGAAGAUGUUGCAACCAAAACAACGCCAAGUAGCUGAAGCUCAAAGAAUACUCCAGCUUGGUCGAGAAAAACUGGCAGAAAAACAAAAGGGUUUAGAAUUGGUUGAAGAACAUUUGAACUCUUUACAACUUGCCUACAGUGAUACUGUCUCUGAUAAAGAAUUCUUAGCAGAACGGAAACAGAAGACAACUAAACGCUUAAAUACUGCUUCUGUUUUACUAACAGCUCUACGAGAUGAAAGGGAUCGAUGGGAAGAAAUGGUGAACUUAAUAGACCAACGCGUGGAAGGAAUUGUAGGUGAUAUACUUAUUGCAUCAGCAUGUAUUGUCUACAGUGGAGUGUUCCCAACAGAGUACCGCCAAUUAAUUGUGGAAGAAUGGGAACAGGUCUGUGUUGAAAAAAACAUUUCUACAUCAGCCCGCUUUUCUUUAAUUGACGUCAUGGGAAAUCAGCAUGAGAUACGCCAGUGGCAUAAUCAAGGUUUGCCCCUUGGCCAGUAUUCAGCAGAAAAUGCCAUCUUGGCUAAGAGUGGAUUGAAGUGGCCCUUGCUAAUUGAUCCACAUAAACAAGCCUACAAUUGGCUCCAUCAUAUGGAAGAAGGAAGACUACAGGAGGUUGAUAUUGAUGAUGCUAAUUACAUUAAAGUAAUUGAAAAUGCUAUGAAAACUGGAGGAUGUAUUCUCUUAAAGAAUCUUCCUGAAACAUUAGAUCCAAGUUUAAAAGCCAUCUUAAAAAAGGACAUCUAUCACAAAAGAGGACAACCUUUUAUCAAGAUUGAUGAAAACGAGAUUGAAUAUAAUUACAACUUUAGGUUAUAUGUAACGACAGAACUAGGCAACCCACAUUUUCUUCCAUCCGUUUAUAAUUACGUAACCAUGAUCAACUUCACAGUGACAUUCCAAGGUCUGCAGGACCAGCUCUUAUCCACUGUCAUGAUUCAUGAAGUCCCUAAAUUAGAGGAUCAACGCUAUGUGUUGUUAGAGAACAUUGCUGCUGAUCGUUUAACCCUCCGGGAACUAGAAGAAAAAUCAUUGAGUUUAUUGCAAAAAGCACAUGGUUGCAUAUUGGAUGAUGAUGCCAUUAUAGAAAAUUUAAGAAAAUCCAAACAAACAUCCAUUGAAGUUUCAGAACGCAUCAAGGUAGCAGAAAAAACUGAAAAUGAAUUUCAAAUGACCCGUAAAAACUAUCUUCCCAUUGCAACAAGGGGAGCGUUGCUCUAUUUUUUAGUAGCAGGUCUGGCACAGAUCAACUAUAUGUACCAAUUUUCUUUGGAUUGGUUCCGGGACAUGUUUGUGAUGUCUGUAACCUACAAGGCUAAUAAAAUUCAAGAAAAAUCUCAAUUUGCUUCUGUUGUAAGAAAAGUGCAAGUGUUUCAGAGACUGCAGAAGUACCAAGAUGAAAAACCCGACCCUCUGAAGGACAGAGUACGCUUUAAUAAUUAUAUUGCAGAUUUAGUCGAGUUACUGACAGAAAGCAUUUAUAAGGUCGUUUCUUCAGCACUGUUUAACAAAAAUAAACUUUGCUUCUCCUUUCGGCUUUGUACCUUAAUCCUGCAAAAUAAUUGUGAUGGAUCUCAAAUCCUAAAUAGUACAGAAUGUUUACCAGAGGAAGAAUGGAAUAUCUUCUUGUACUCUAACCUACUGAUAAAUAUUGAGGACAAAUUACCCCAGGCUAAAAAUGAAGAUUUAGAUGAACUCAGAAAAGCUGAGCAUCUUUUCUGGCUUUCUGAAUCCAGGUUAAAAGAGUGUCAGUUCAUCUGCCAUCGCAUACAACCAUUUGCUCUUUUAUGUCAAUCUCUUUUGUCAAAUAAAUCACAAUGGAAUUAUUUUUUGAACAGUAAAGGUAUAUAUUUCCUAAUGAGCAAACCUUACAUUUCCUCAAAUUCAAAAGAAAAAAUAAAAAUCCUUAAACCAGGAUCUUUAAAUACUUCUGUGCAAAGAUUUGUUACUGAAAAAUUGGGAUAUAAUUAUCUUCAUACAGCUGGAAUUAAUUUAAAGGAAGUGUUUAGCGAGUCUAGUGCCAGAAUUCCACUAAUAUUCAUCCAUUCUCAUGGAACAGAUCCCACAACUCUCCUGCUGAGAUUUGCACAGGAGAUGAAAGGAACUACAGAUCAUGUGACCAUGAUUUCUUUGGGACGUGGCCAAGGAAUUAAAGCUGAAGAAUUGAUCUACAAGGCAAAAAUAAAGCAGGGCCAAUGGGUCUUUCUCCAGAACUGCCAUCUUGCUGCAUCCUUUAUGCCAAGAUUGUGUGCAAUUGUUGAUGGAUUUAAUUUUUCAAAACUAGACCCCGAAUUCAGACUGUGGUUGAGCUCAAAACCAGACAAUUCCUUCCCUAUAGAUAUUCUACAGAAGAGUUUGAAGAUAACAGUAGAAUCUCCCGAGGGUGUGAAGGCAAAUCUCCUUCAGUCAUUUGGGUAUCAUGGCAGUGGAGAGGUUACAGAAGAGAUAUAUGAGAACACUAAAUGUGGACCAUCAUGGAAAAAACUUUUAUUCAGCAUCACUUUCUUCAAUGCUGUAGUCAAUGAAAGAAAAAAGUAUGGAACAUUAGGCUGGAAUGUCCCAUAUGAAUUUAGUUCUUCAGAUUUGGAGGUCACCAUCAAAAUGUUGACAAUUCUCCUGACUGAAAAGUUAGAAAUUCCUUGGGAAGCAAUAUAUUAUUUGACAGGAGAAAUAAUUUAUGGAGGCCGAGUGACAGAUUCCUGGGAUAGGCUCUGCUUACUAGCACUUCUAAAAAAAUUUUGUAAUCCUGAUGUGUUGAAGGAAGACUUCAGUUUUACUGAUAAUGGGUUGUAUCCAAUGCUACCCGACUGUGCCAACUUGACAGAAUGUAGAGAGUACAUAGAAUCCCUCCCAGAUUUUGAAUUGCCCGACAUGCUUGGAAUGCACCAGCAGACUUCAAGGAUUUUUCAAGAAUCCCAAUCCCAAGACCUUAUUGACACCAUCAUCGCUAUGCAACCAAGAAUUACUAUUAUCAACAUAAUCACUGGGAGUGGAAAGAGCCAAGAUGAGCUGGUGCUAGAAAUCUUAUUGGAUGUGAUCAAGCGAUUGCCUAUGACUGUAGAGCAAGAACCAGUAGUUACUGAAAUCAAAGAAAUCAUUCCAACUACAUUGUUAUCCAUAAUUUCAAGUAAUGUUUGGGUUACAAUUAAUAGAAAUAUCAAAGGUUAUGAUUCUCUCCUCCAUUCUGCAUUGUUAACAUUCCUAUGUCAAGAAAUUGGUCGAUUUGAUAAGUUAUUAUCCCUAAUCCACCAGUCCCUGGAAGAACUCCAGGGGGCUGUCAGAGGUGAAAGCACCAUUAACCAGAAGCUGGAACUGAUCUAUGAUUGUCUUAUCAAAAACAAAGUGCCUAAGUUAUGGCAGCAAAAAUCUUAUGAAACUGAAAAGGGAUUGUCUGCCUGGACCACCUUUCUUCUCCUACGACUGGCAUUCAUCCAGAACUGGGCAAAAGUGACCUACGAUGCUAUACAUUAUAGAUAUAGUAAAAUAACUACCACUUGGAAGUAUUCCUUUAUAAAUCGGAAUAAAAGAUUUGAAGAGAAUGAAGAGCUAGAAGAGCAAGAUCCCAGUAAAUCCUUUCCCACCAAAUUCUGGCUUCCAACUUUCUUCUUUCCACAAGGUUUCUUUAUAGCCGUACUCCAAAAUUAUGCAAGAUCCAAAAAAAUCUCUGUAGACUGUGUUCAAUUUGUCUAUCAUGUAAUCAGUGACCCCCAAGAAGAAACAUUUUCUAGAAGUCUCGCACCUAAAGAGUACAUACUGAAGAAGGCAUUUAAGGACGUUGAAAGGAAUAAAGUUGGAGUUAAAAUUUUUGGUUUAUAUAUGGAAGGAGCAAAAUGGAACACAGAAGAAAAAUACUUGGAUGAGCCACUGCCUCAAGAGAGAUAUUCUGAUUUUCCAGAAAUACAUUUUUUGCCUGAAAAGACUUCCACUUCAAAAUAUAUUUUCAAGGAUCUCGUCACAAAAAAGAAUCUUUACGAAUGUCCAAUUUACCGGACUUCUCAGAGAACAGAAUCAGUAACCUCUCCUGGCAUGUUUACCAACUUCAUAACGUCAGUGUUUUUGAAAACACAGAAACCUCCCCCUCACUGGAUCACAAGACGAGUGGUAUUGCUGUCUGAACUCAGUGAAUGAAAGAAAAGUUCCUUCAUAGUUAUCAUAUUUAACAGCUGAGACGAAGCAGUAGACCAAACAUAAAAGAAAUUUGUAUGUAAGAAAGCAGGUCGUGAACAUCUUCAAUAAACAGUUAGCACAUAUGUGUCAGUUUCAAUAAAACCUUAUGA